This is a messenger RNA of Filobasidium floriforme, 1171 nucleotides long. Its product is annotated as short-chain dehydrogenase. NCBI's taxonomy places the organism in Eukaryota, Fungi, Basidiomycota, Tremellomycetes, Filobasidiales, Filobasidiaceae. Bases 109 to 903 code for a protein of 264 amino acids. The transcript is spliced from 6 exons. The record is from RefSeq and is a predicted model, not a curated record. Gene Ontology annotation, molecular function: oxidoreductase activity, acting on NAD(P)H, oxygen as acceptor. Gene Ontology annotation, cellular component: intracellular anatomical structure.
UUUUUUAUAUUGUAUUGCAUGUAAUUCAUGUGACAGACCGGAAUACCCAUAGCUUGUAGAGAAGGUACGGACCGUUACACCCAGGAACCUCAUAAUCUGAUCACCGGCAUGUCUUUUUCACCAGUCAUAAUCGUAACAGGUGCUUCUAAAGGACUCGGUUUAGCUAUAACCCAGAUUCUCCUGUCGACGUUCAACGCCAAAAUCGUCGCCGUCUCCAGGUCCAUACCACAAGAGCUGGAAACGCUCCGAUCAAGCUCGGACCACAAAGAAAGGGUCGAGAUCGUGCAAGGGGAUGUGGUAAGUGAUGAGACUUCGGCUCAUGCCGUCAAAGUCGCCUUGGAGAGAUUUGGGAGGAUAGACGGGCUGGUUUUGAAUGCUGGGACGAUCGAUCCGCUAGGCCCCAUCGCCGACCCAGAAAACACCAUCGCCCAAUGGGCAUCCACCUUCCAGAUCAACCUCUUCUCCCUCGUCUCCAUGCUACAACACGCUACCCCUCACCUCCGAUCCUCCGAGAACGGGGGAAAGGUGGUCAUGGUCUCCAGCGGGGCAGCCACGGGGAACACGUCAGGUUGGGGAUGUUACAACAGUUCAAAAGCGGCGCUGAACUCUCUCUGUCGGACGUACGCCAAUGAGGAGAAGUCCAUCACCUCCUUUGCCGUCCGACCGGGUAUGGUCAAUACCGAGAUGCAAACGAAACUCCGUGCACUGGGCGAAAAGGGGAUGAACCCGGAAGAGCUCGAGAGGUUCACCACGGCUCACAAGGAAGGCAAGCUUCUGAAGCCCGAAGAUCCCGGUUUUGUGAUCGCCGCGUUGGCUGUCAAGGGUCAUGAAGUCAAGGAGCUCAGCGGUCAGUUCCUGUCCUGGAAUGAAGCGUCGUUAUCAGCAUACCAGAGGCCGCAGUGAAUCCGGAAAUUGAGGGGCUUCAACUAGCUGGCUCUGUCGCCCCCCUGCAUGCAGUUGGGAAUUACAUCCAGCAGAACUAGAUGCAAGCUUCCAGAUUCGAACUGAAAUGAUCCGGGAACGACCAGGAACAGCCGGUUACCACGGUUUCAUCGUAGGAUGAAAAAGGGAGCCUAGGACGUCUUCAGCAUGUGGGUCGAGACUAUCAAGGCAUGUCAUGUACACCUGAUCUUGGGCCUGUAAUUACCCUCAAAUGGGGCAGUAAAUACAA